Molecule: messenger RNA, 620 nt
Organism: Tachysurus vachellii
Lineage: Eukaryota; Metazoa; Chordata; Actinopteri; Siluriformes; Bagridae
Product: polyadenylate-binding protein 1-like
Exons: 6
Coding region: 189-581 (130 amino acids)
Molecular function (GO): RNA binding
Source: RefSeq, a predicted model, not a curated record
UUAAUGCUUGUUAUCAACAAUUAUGAACCUGUGCACACGUCAUAUCCGUCGUGUUUAUUUAUGUUUAAACUGCCUCUAUUAUGAUGCCGCGUUCCAUCGAAUCAUUUUAAAUCCAAACACAACACUGAGCUGAACGGAGCAACAUUGAAUAUCUGCACUAAAAUAAAGAGAUUUUAGAAGAAAACUCCAUGGAUUUCCGCGCUCCUCCCGACCAAACUCAGUCAGCUCACGGCUCCUUCAUCUCCCAGUCUGAGUCUGCUGUUCCUGCACCAGCUCGGAAGCCGCUGACUAUCUACAUGUUGGAGUCAGCUGAUCUGGACGAACAGAUCAGGAUGCUGUAUGAGUACAUCUUUCCCCUAGUGGAGAAAAUCCACCCGACUGGGGCCAAACACAUAACCAGGUUGGUUAUCGAAGGAGAGAACAACUACGACCUGGUCAACUUGAUUGCAGAGCCCAACCGUCUGCGUGCCCAUGUCGAGCAGAUUGCUGCUGUGCUUCGGGCGAGGGAAGCUGGCCAGGACGUGCAUUUUCCUUCACUCAAGAAGAAGAAGAAGAGGACGAGGAGAAAGAAGAACAUCUAAUAUUUUCAAUAAACUGUAUAUAUUGUAAAUAUUGUAUAU